CAGCCAUUGAAACCCUAGCAAUAGUUUAGUGCUCCGCCUCUGAAUCCGUCGAGGAACCCUCUCCUGCAGCUGGCCCCUCUCUCUUCUUCGUCUUCUUCUUCUUCUUCUUUGUCCUUCUUUCUGCUGCUGCUGCUGCUCCUCCACUACUUGGUUGUCAUGGCGGUGGUCGCUCAGCCCGAGGUGAAGCUCUUCAAUAGAUGGUCCUUCGAGGAAGUGGAGGUUGGUGAUAUUUCAUUGGCAGAUUACAUUGCUGUCACACCAGGCAAGCAUGCAACCUUUGUUCCUCACACAGCUGGUCGGUACUCUGUCAAGAGGUUCCGUAAGGCUCAAUGUCCUAUUGUUGAGCGAUUGACAAACUCUCUGAUGAUGCAUGGCCGUAACAAUGGCAAGAAGUUGAAGGCUGUCCUCAUUGUCAAGCAUGCCAUGGAAAUCAUUCACUUGCUGACAGACCAGAACCCAAUUCAAGUGAUUGUUGAUGCUGUUAUCAACAGUGGGCCGAGGGAAGAUGCUACAAGGAUCGGUUCUGCUGGUGUUGUUAGAAGGCAAGCAGUUGAUAUUUCUCCAUUGAGGCGUGUCAACCAGGCAAUAUACCUUCUGACAACUGGUGCUCGUGAAAGUGCCUUCAGAAACAUCAAGACGGUGGCUGAGUGUUUAGCUGAUGAGCUUAUUAAUGCUGCCAAGGGGUCAUCUAACAGCUAUGCCAUAAAAAAGAAGGAUGAGAUCGAGCGUGUCGCCAAGGCAAACCGUUGAAGAAUGGAGCAUUUUUCUGUUACCAUCGCUGAGUUUUGGCAAGAACAAGCAGCAUUUCCAAAUCCAGUUUCCAUGUUAAGACCAUUUUUUUUCUUUAUAGGUUAAUAUAUAAAGCGUAAAAGGGCUGGGUGGUGAUCUUUUGUCUAGGAAAAGGACAUGGCUGCAGGCAUUUGCGGAUUGUUCAAUUAAGUUGUUGAGGUUGGUCUUCGUAAUUGAAUCUCAUGUUUGGUUUUUCCAGCUUCUACGAACUUGAUAGGGUAGUAGAUAAUAGAUAAGAAUUGGCUUAUUGUGUUUUAUGGUUAUUUAUAUUAAUUUAUACUUGAAGUGGUUCAUUACAAAA
Nymphaea colorata (pocket water lily) is the source of this 1090-nucleotide messenger RNA. Its product is annotated as 40S ribosomal protein S5-like. Gene Ontology annotation, biological process: ribosomal small subunit assembly; translation. The coding region runs from base 157 to 750 and encodes 197 amino acids. Gene Ontology annotation, cellular component: ribosome; cytosolic small ribosomal subunit. The record is from RefSeq and is a predicted model, not a curated record. The transcript is spliced from 4 exons. Gene Ontology annotation, molecular function: mRNA binding; rRNA binding; structural constituent of ribosome. Lineage: Eukaryota; Viridiplantae; Streptophyta; Magnoliopsida; Nymphaeales; Nymphaeaceae.